AUGGAGCACAAUCAUCCUCAGGACCCUCUUAUCGAUCUCGACCAAGGUGUUCAAUUCAACGGUAUCGGUGAGGAUGGCCACGAGACGUUUCUUUUACGGAAGGAAAACAUAACUAGCUUUGACUUUUGCAAAACUGUGCAGAAGCCCUACGAUCUCACCGUCUGCUUGGUGCUCUUAAGAGCGAGGCAACUGGCUGGUGAUGCUUUUUCCCUUCGUUCUGAUGGCUCUUGGAAUGAGGGAGGCUGGCGCAAAGCUCAUAAUCUUUACAAACUACUAUGGCCAGAAGAUGUGCUAUCUUGUCCUUGGAGAGUAAGAAGCGAACCGGACUUGUUGGCGGAAGAAGAGACGCCCUCAGAACUCACCGACGGCAUUUCGAAUAUGACAAACGUGGAUGCCAAAGAAACGAACUUAAUACAGGGCCAAGGAAGGAGACAAGACUUUUCUGACGUUGGCAAGGUGAUCAGAAAUUUACUCUCUAGUUGCAUCUCUGAUCCUACUCACCGAAAGUGUGCACAAAAUGAGUUGAGGUGGCAAAGUCUCCCAGGUGUCACCCUAAGACUGAUUGAUGUCUUCCUUGGAUGUAUAGUCGACGCACCAGAAGGUUGUAGCUUUCUGGCGUUGAGUUACGUUUGGGGGAAGACACGAAUUUCAGGUCUGAGGGACGAAACAAUGCAGUGGUUUACCCAAAACGGAUCCCUUUCUCGAGCAAAGAAUAUCCCUCGCGUUAUAUCAGAGGCCAUUCAGCUUUGCGGAGCAAUUGGCGAAAGGUACUUAUGGGUAGAUGCACUGUGCAUCAAACAAGACGAUACCCGUGACAAGGCCAUACAAAUCCUGCGGAUGCGACAGAUCUUUGGCAGCGCUAAACUGACUAUAGUAGCUGCCGCCGGUCAGGAUGCUAAUUCACCACUAUUUGCAUCAAAUCCGCCUGGAAAUCGAGAGCUGUCUUCGAACGGGAUAUAUAAGAAUUCCAUCUGGACAACGCGUGGUUGGACAUUCCAAGAAGCAGCAUUAUCACACCGGAUGCUUGUAUUCUCCACACUUGGGCUUUAUUUCGAAUGUCAAGACCAACUCUGGAAUAUUGAUGAGAGUUCCCUUGAGACGACUGCCCUACCAAAAGGCGAAAACGAAUGGGAUUUCCUCUAUGCUCCUUCCGGAUCGGAGCUCCACGCGUACUAUUCUGCUGUCGAGGGUUACUCUAAGCGGAAUCUUACAUAUCAGAGCGAUGUCUUGAAUGCUUUUCAAGGGAUUAUGAAAACGUUUUCAGCUACCUUGGACGGACAAAAUAACGAAUUUUAUUUUGGACUGCCAACCUCCUUGUUUGAUCAGGCCAUUUGCUGGCAAACCGACCAGCAUUGCCCACACUUACGAAGACCGAAAUAUCCAAGCUGGUCGUGGCUCGGAUGGAAGCAGCGAAUUUUCUGGAAAUCUCAGCCUGACGUGCAGACUCGGUCGGCCCAGAUGCUGUACCAGCCCGUCAAUAAGAGAAAACGUCUUCUGUUUGCACAAUUGGGUGCAGACGGGUCUUCUCCACUCUUCACACACCAAUACAGCAAUCGCAGACCGUGUUAUUUUCAAGGUCAAGACCUGGAGGACGGCGAAUGGGCAUGGGGUCUUCCAGCAGCAUUAUCAAUCUAUUCCCGAGGGACCUCUUCCCUAUGUCUAAUGAGCAGUCUUGCCCAGUUAAUGGUAUCUAGGGUUGACUUGGCCCGAACGGAAGAGCCGAACGGCUUAUAUUCAGUGAUGGCUGACAGCCCAAAUCGAGAAGUAUUGGGCACCGUCAAGUUGGACAGAGGAUGGCGUAAUGAUCAACCGGAUUCCAUGCCAUUCAUGGCUCUCGAUGGGGAAGAGGGAGAUGGGACGCUCGUCCUCACAAUCCUGAUGUGUUUAUCGAAUAGCCACAACGACUCGGACAGCAGGGAGUACUCUCGGGUCCAGAUGAUGGAAUGUCAGAUUGGCGAAGAGACUUGGAAAAAGGCCGGUGCAUUGUUAAGACUUAUCUGGCUAAUCUAA
Molecule: messenger RNA, 2010 nt
Organism: Cladophialophora psammophila CBS 110553
Lineage: Eukaryota; Fungi; Ascomycota; Eurotiomycetes; Chaetothyriales; Herpotrichiellaceae
Exons: 2
Coding region: 1-2010 (669 amino acids)
Source: RefSeq, a predicted model, not a curated record